Fusarium odoratissimum NRRL 54006 is the source of this 3990-nucleotide messenger RNA. RefSeq lists its product as uncharacterized. The transcript has 2 exons. The record is from RefSeq and is a predicted model, not a curated record. Gene Ontology annotation, molecular function: RNA polymerase II transcription regulatory region sequence-specific DNA binding; zinc ion binding; DNA-binding transcription factor activity, RNA polymerase II-specific. NCBI's taxonomy places the organism in Eukaryota, Fungi, Ascomycota, Sordariomycetes, Hypocreales, Nectriaceae. Gene Ontology annotation, biological process: negative regulation of transcription by RNA polymerase II. Bases 1055 to 3670 code for a protein of 871 amino acids. Gene Ontology annotation, cellular component: nucleus.
AAACGGCAUAAUAUAUCAUAAGGUAGAUUCCUUUCCUUCGUGCCUUUUCUCCUGCUCCUCUAACUCUCGCUCUCGUGAAGAAGCAGUUGGAAAUCAUUUCCAUUUUCUCCUUGCAAAUUCCCCCUUCGCCAGCAAGCUCUUUGUUUGAAGGUCAUUGUUUUCCUAUCCUUUAUUCGUAGUUUGAAGACGCUUUAUACUACAUAGCGCAAUAUUUGCAACAACGACGACUUCUCAGCUCACGACUGUGAUCUCCGCCAUCAUGGCCGAGCAAGAGACCAGUCAUACCUCUCAUCAGGCACGAAAUAAUGCCCCAAACCGGUCUCAGAAUGAGGGCCAGGGCUCAGCAUCACGUUCUCGGGGAGGCUCAGGUGGAGGACGCCGUAGGGGAAGGGGAGGACGGAAUCGUGGCCAGCGACAGGAUGAUUCAGCACAAGUUUCUGAAGGCCGCGGAAACGCCCCUCAGACAGGGCCUGCCGACGCCACUAUUGCUGCACAAACCAUAGCCGCCCCCGAAACCUCAGGGGCUUCUAGAGGCAGAAGAAACCGACGAGGUAAUCGAGGUGGUUCUCGAGGGCAAGGAAACCAAGGAAGAGGCGUGUUCUCCAUGGGACCGCAGCGCACUUUUGGUGGACGCUUGACUACAACUGAACAACCGACAGAGACUGCUCAAGAUGCAUCUUUGAGUGCAGACGCCCCAGAAUUCGUGCCGGGACAGCCUGUAUCCCAGAGGAGGUAGGACCGGUAGCCCCAAUGUAAUGCAUCAGAUACUGACAGAUAUAGUGCCCAACAGCAAUCAUCAAGCGCCUCUCAGCCCACAGCCCAAGGACGCUCAAGAAACCGUACGAGGAACCGGAAGCAGGACAGACCCCGCCAAGAGUUUCCCAAGUCGACUGCCUCGGAGUUAUGGCAACGGAUUCAGGAAGACAUCGCCAACUGGAACUAUGAGUGCCGUAUCUGCACCGAAGAGGUUACUCGAAAAACCGAGGUCUGGUCGUGCACUACUUGCUGGACCGUCGUUCAUCUUGAAUGUGCCCACCAAUGGUGGGAUACGUCCAUGAAAGUCAACGAGGAGAGCGGCGACCGAUCAUGGCGUUGCCCUGGGUGUAACUCAACGUUGACCGACGAACCAGGCGAUAGUUCGUGUUGGUGCGGCAAAGAAACGCAGCCCAGUCGGAACAGUAUCUUGCCUCCUCAUUCAUGUGGGCAAACAUGUUCCAAGCCCAGAUCGACAUGCUCUCACCCAUGCACUCUUCAAUGUCAUCCUGGGCCAUGCCCGCCAUGCACCGUAUUGAGCCCACCGGAGCCCUGUUACUGUGGAAAGCACUCUCAGCGAAAGAACUGUAGGGAUACCGAUUACUACAACGGGUGGAGUUGUCGAGAGCGUUGCGGCGAUUUUCUACCUUGUGGUCAGCAUGAAUGUUCUCAAAUAUGCCAUCCAGGUGUCUGCGGUACCUGCGAGGUGCCGGUCGAAGUUAAGUGCUAUUGUGGACGAGUGCAAAAGGAGAUGCAAUGUUCCAAACAGGACGACAUAUGCGAUUCGUUCGAUCUCGCCAACAAUUCCUGGUUUGAGGGCUCUUUUAGCUGCGAGAGUGCUUGCGGAAGAACCUUCGAUUGUGGUGUACAUCGUUGCCAGAUUUCUUGUCACCCGCAAGAAGAGAUCUCAGCUCAUUGCCCUUUCUCUCCGGACGUUGUCACCCAUUGCCCUUGUGGCAAGACACCGCUCAAGGAACUCAUGGAACAGCCCCGUCAAACUUGUGAAGAUCAUGUCCCUCACUGCGAGAGGAUUUGUGAGAAGAAGCUGGAAUGCGGUCAUCUCUGCCAAUCCUUGUGCCACACUGGAGAAUGCGACCCUUGCACCCAAACGAUGGAGAUAGACUGCCGCUGUGGCCGAGUCACGGGCGAGACGAUCUGCCAUGAGGGAAAUGUCCAGCAACCCCUAUGUUUCAAGAUAUGCCAGGCUACUCGCAACUGCGGAAGACAUCGAUGCGGAGAGCAUUGUUGCCCGGGUGAAAAGAAGGCAUCUCAGCGUAUUGCUCAGCAGAAGAAGCAACGCCUGGGCCCUGAUUCGCUACCAGUUGAGGCCGAGCAUAUCUGUGUCGCCGUCUGCGGAAGACCACUUAAGUGUGGUAGUCACUUUUGCGAGCAGCUCUGUCACCGCGGAGCUUGCCAAAGCUGUCCCGAGGCUAUCUGGGAAGAAGUUUCGUGCAAUUGCGGCCAGACAGUCUUACAUCCACCACAACCAUGCGGAACGAGACAGCCAUCGUGCACUAACCAGUGCCAGCGGCAGACUGCAUGUGGACAUCCUUCUGUUGACCAUCAGUGCCAUCCUGAUGAUGUCUCGUGCCCGCCAUGCACAUACCUCGUCCAGAAGCGGUGCAUCUGUGGAAAGACGACCUUUCACAACAAGCCUUGUCAUUUGCAAGAGGCUCAUUGCGGAGAGCAAUGCGGGCAGAAACUCUCUUGCGGGCUCCAUACAUGUAAAAAGCUAUGUCAUCGCCCCGGAGAAUGCGGAGACGCUCAGAACGGUUGCGAGCAAAUAUGCGGAAAGCCCAAGCUGCUAUGUAACCACCCAUGCCAGAGCGUCUGCCAUGGACAAACUCCGUGUAAAGAAUCAACAGCUUGUCAGGUCAAGAUGUCCACCAGCUGUGCAUGCGGUAAUCACAAGCAGAGUUUCAAAUGCCUAGCAAGUACGAGCAAUCCUACUCCGAGCCGACCAGAGAUUCGAUGUGAUGAGGAGUGCGAACGCCUUGACCGUAACCGUCGCCUGGCCGCAGCUCUCAAUAUCGACCCUGCUUCUCACACCAACGACCAUAUUCCCUUCUCGGAUAAUACUCUGAAGCUCUAUAAACAGAUGCAAUCAUGGGGAGAUGCUCAGGAGAGCCAAUUCCGAGUCUUUGCUGCUAACAAAGACGAAGUUCGUUUACGAUAUGAGCCGAUGAAGAACCAGUCACGCCAAUUUCUUCACUUGCUCGCUGAAGACUUCGGUUUCGAGAGUAAGAGUGAGGACUACGACAUUCACCGGUCUAUUCUAGUGUGGAAAUCAGAUAAGUUUGUUUCAGCCCCGACGAAGACACUUGCGCAGUGUGUCAAGAUCCGAGCAUCUCAAGCUGCCGAAGCUGCGGCAGCGGCAGCCAUUCGACCUCCAAGCCCCCCAAUUCUCGAGACUGAGCCUUUCAAUGCUCUGGUACUUACCGAGCCUCGCUUCGGUCUGACCAUCGAGGAAGUCAAUACUGCCCUUGAACCGGAUCUCACGUCCCUGCAAGGCUUCAGUUUCAAGGUUGAUUUUCUGAACGAGGAAGUUCUCAUCAAAGCUACAGUCUCAUAUUCCGCGUUUCUCACACCCGCACCCAUGGAAAAGAGCCUAGAGAUUCUCAAACCUCGGAUCGAGCAGACCAUCCGCCGCGAAAAGCUCGCUGAAAGCGUCUUGCUCUGUCACUCAGAUGCUAACGGUGCAAUUUCUCGGCGAGAGGUACCCCUCCGCGCCAGUACUGGAGGAUGGAGUGCCGUAGCUGGACGCGCGGCUUCUAAGCCAAUGUCCUCGUCUUCUACUCCUGCACCCGAAGAGGCAAAGCCCGGACGCAAACUGCUUCUAGGACUCAAGAAGAAGAGGCCGCAGCAGCCGGAGGCGGGAAAGGUGUGGGCCGCUCUUGAUGGGGACGUUGAAUGCUAGAAGCAUCAGUGAGGGUGCGUGUAAGGGCAGACAGGAAGGGCGUCCGGGUUCACUUGUCGAAGUUAAUCGCGGAGCACAAACAAUUCUAUGACCUUUCCAGUCCAUGGCUGAGAACAAACCUGGUGUCAGAGCCACCAAGUCACAAGCUUAUUUUCGAGCAAGACAGCCCUCACGUUGUCAGAAGACGCAAGACUCUAGAAUUAGAUAGUAAGAAUAAACUAGUUCAAGUGUCUACUGAGAUUAUCUUAAACUAUCCUACACUAUCCUAAACUAUCCUAAAUAUCUAUCACUCAGGAUUAAAGUCUUAAGCUUUCUGCUAU